This is a messenger RNA of Hyaena hyaena (striped hyena), 1123 nucleotides long. RefSeq names its product chromosome unknown C1orf68 homolog (gene KPLCE). Lineage: Eukaryota; Metazoa; Chordata; Mammalia; Carnivora; Hyaenidae. The record is from RefSeq and is a predicted model, not a curated record. The transcript is spliced from 2 exons. The coding region runs from base 153 to 974 and encodes 273 amino acids.
GUCCUCGUGACCUCUCCUGCUUCAUUCAGAUGCCAUUAAAUUGCCUCACUGCCACCCUAUAAAAAGCCUUCCCAACAGCCGACUCCUUAGAUCCCUGGCUUCUUCCUGUCUUGCUUCUGUCAGCGAAGAGGAAUUUGCAAAGCCACAGGAAGAUGUGUGACCAGCAGAAGCAGCCACAGUUCCCCCCAUCUUGCGUGAAAGGUUCCGGAUUGGGAGCUAUGCAGAGUACCAAAGGUACCUCUGUGAAGUGCCCAGCUCCAUCCCAGACUCAAACCUGCGUGAAAUGCCCAGCUCCGUGCCCAACUCAGACCUAUGUGAAAUGUGUAACUCCUUGCCAGACUCAAACCUACGUGAAAUGCCCAGCUCCGUGCCCGACUCAGACCUAUGUGAAAUGUGUAACUCCUUGCAAGACUCAAACCUACGUGAAAUGCCCAGCUCCAUGCCCGACUCAGACCUAUGUGAAAUGUGUAACUCCUUGCCAGACUCAAACCUAUGUGAAAUGCCCAGCUCCGUGCCCGACUCAAACCUAUGUGAAAUACCAAGUGCCAUGCCAGACUCAAACUUAUGUGAAGUACGCAGCUCCAACCCAGACAUAUGUGAAGUGCCCAGCCCCCUGCCAGACCCAGACCUGCUCUGUCCAGGGCCCUUCUUUUGGCCAGACCUACUAUGUUCAGUCUUCUGCAAAUGGCUCGGCCACAUCGUGCUGCACCCCUGAUCCAUGCUCUGCUCCCUGUUCCACCAGCUACUGCUGUCUGGCUCCCAGGACCUUUGGGGUGAGUCCCCUGAGACGCUGGAUCCAACGGCCCCAGGAAUGCAACUCAGGAUCAUCUGGCUGCUGUGAAGAUUCCGGGUGCUGUAGCUCCGGGUGCUGUGGCUCCGGGUGCUGUGAUUCUGGGUGCUGCUGUUUGGGAAUUAUCCCCAUGAGGUCCCGAGGUCCUGCAUGCUGUGAUCAUGAGGAUGAUUGCUGCUGCUAAAUACAGAAUGGCCCUGCUCUACCUUCUGGAACCUUCACCAGCUUCUGUCCCCCUCCCCAUAUUCCCGGUGGUGUAGAAUCUCACUGCUCCACAGUGCACUGUGCUUCUCUAUCAAGGCAGCCUGCCAGAGUUAAUGCACCCUCCCAAAC